AUGGCAGAAGAAAGAUGUUCAAAUAAAGAGAAUGGUCUGUGCAAACGGAAUGUUUCUACAAAGAAUAUAUUUACUGGAGAGAAUUGUGAAAACUAUACAGUAUCUCCUGAAUUGAAGUCUCCUACAAAACGUGUCCAACGAGAACCUACACGUAAUACAAUAACUGGAGAAAAUUGUUCAACCUACGAUUAUAAUUCUGAGGUUAGAAUUUCGAAAAAACGCACACAAGUCAAGAGUUCAAAUCCACUAAAUGGUGAAAAUGUUAGCGCCUUUAUGGUAUCGCAAGAGGAAAGACCACGUACUGCCAAGCCUUACGUUUACAAGAAUACAGUCACUGGUGAGAAUCUUCAAAUAAAAGAACGACAGAACCCGUUAAGUGGAGAAAAUGUUGACAGUUACACCUACCGACUUGGUGAGGCUAAACGAGCAGUGAAGAAAAGAGAUCUUAGCUCACCACUGACUGGAGAUGAGAGACAUUCAUCUCAACCAAAUCUAAACAUAAAUGGACAUGAUUCAACUGGUCGUUCCCAUUCAACAAAAACUCUUCGAAAUAUACUAACUGGUGAAAAUUGUGACACUACAAUGUAUGCCAAGAGAUGCGAAGUGAAAAACUGGAUGCAUCUGCAAUUACGAAUGGGGGUACGCAUAGAAAAUCUGCUUUUAACAUCAUAA
This is a messenger RNA of Heterobilharzia americana, 672 nucleotides long. The record is from the annotation of a GenBank genome assembly. NCBI's taxonomy places the organism in Eukaryota, Metazoa, Platyhelminthes, Trematoda, Strigeidida, Schistosomatidae.